CGGGCACUCGUAGGGAGCAUCUGCGCGCGUGGCCAUGGCGAAGGAAGCGGGAGGCGCCCACCGGCCCGGGGCCCUGAAGCAGCAGAACAAGCCGCAUAAGGCCGGGAGGCACGGCGGGAACAGCAAGCGGAGGCAGGGCGGCCGGAUCUCUGUCAAGACCCUCAGCCAACAGAAGCACCGCAACUUGGCCAAGUUGGACCGCAAACACCGAGCCUUGCAGCUCCGCAGGCAGCACAAGGACGUGGUGCUGGAAGAGAAGAGGAACUUGGGGCGCAAGGAUGGGCCGCCGCACCUGGUGGCGAUCGUGCCGCUGCACGCUAAUGUCGUUGUACAGAGCGCCUUGAGCCUGUUUCAGAGUGCCGAGGCCUCCACCGUGUGCCAAACUGAGAUGGGCCCACCGGGUUUUGCCUUGCUCUGCCCCCGGUCCAAACUGCAGUGGCGUUUUGUCGUGGCUGAUACGGGGAACCUCCACACCGCGUUGGACCUUGCCAAGGUUGCGGACACCCUCCUGUUUGUGCUGGAUCCUGUUGAAGGCUGGGAUGCUGCGGGCGAUGACUGCCUCUCCUGCAUCUUUGCACAGGGGCUCCCCAGCUAUGGCCUCGCUGUUCAUGGUCUCGCUGACCAGCCGCUGAAGAAGCACAUUGACUGCCGGAAAAGGCUGAGCAAAACCGUUGCAAAGCGGUUUCCCGAGGCCAAGCUUUUCCCCCUCCACACAGCGCAGGAGUCUGCACUGUUGCUGCACCACCUCGCCAGCCAGAAGCGGCGGCACCUGGCGUUCCGGGACCGGCGGGCCCACCUGCUGGCUGAUGCUGCCGAAUUUGUGCCUAGUUCAGGCGGUGCCUUAGUGGGGACCCUGAAGGUGUCUGGCUACGUAAGGGGCCGGAGGCUGGACGUGAACAGCUUGGUGCAUAUUGUGGGACACGGGGACUUCCAGAUCAGUCAGGUGGAUGCCCCCCGAGAGCCCUUUGCACUGAAACCCAGAGUCGCAAAAGGGCAGCCGCGGCGCAUGGAGGAACAGGAUGCCCUGGUCAGCAGAGUGGAUGAGAUGGAGGCAGGCGCGAGGGUGCUAAGCAAAGCUGAUCCCAGCAAGCAGCAGUCCUUGCAGUCAGAAGUGGUCCCUGAUCCCAUGGAUGGAGAGCAGACCUGGCCCACCGAAGAGGAGCUGAGGGAAGCAGAAGAAUCCCUCGAGCAAAGCAGAAAGAUGUCCAAGAGGGUCCCCAAAGGCACCUCUGCCUACCAGGCUGCCUGGAUCCUGCACGAGGAAGAUUUGGAAACUGGCAGCGAGGAGGAGGAUGAAGAGGAGAAUUUUUUGGACGAGGCCGUCUCCCAGGAUGGGAGCAGCAGCGAGGAGGAACUGGCCACAGAGGGGGAGGAGGACGAGUGCGAGACCAUGGCACUGCUGGAAGCGGAGCAGGACGAUGAGAAGAUGGAGGAAGAGGAGGCGAUGCUGGAGAAGUACAGGCAGGAGCGCCAGGAGGAGAUGUUUCCGGAUGAGGUUGACACCCCCCGGGAUGUGCCAGCCCGGAUUCGGUUCCAGAAGUACAGAGGCCUGAAAAGCUUUCGGACAUCUCCGUGGGACCCCAAAGAAAACCUGCCCAGGGACUAUGCCCGGAUCUUCCAGUUCCAGGACUUUUCCCGGACAAGGAAACACAUCUUCCGGCAGCUGGAGCGAGAGGAGAGCGAUGGAGCCGAGGUCGGAUGGUACGUUACUCUUCACGUUUGCAGCGUCCCCAUCUCUGUCAUAGAGAGUUUCCAGCAGCAGCGGAUGCCUCUGGUGCUCUUCACGUUGCUUCCCUACGAACAGAAGAUGUCUGUGCUGAACCUUCUGGUGAGACGCCACCCGGGGAGCAGCGAGCCCAUCCGGUCCAAGGAGGAGGUGGUCGUCCAUUGUGGAUUCCGCCGCUUCCGGGCCUCCCCACUCUACUCUCAGCACAGUUCAGCGGACAAGCACAAGCUGGAGCAGUUCUUGCAUGCUGACACCGCCGUGGUGGCCACCAUCUACGCCCCCAUCACUUUCCCGCCUGCUUCCGUGUUGCUGUUCAAGCAGAAGAGCAACGGAGCUCACAGCCUCGUGGCCACAGGCUCCUUACUCAGCGUAAACCCUAAUAGGCUGGUCAUCAAGCGAGUGGUGCUGAGCGGCCACCCUUUCAAGAUCCUCAGCAAGCAGGCUGUCGUGCGCUACAUGUUCUUCAACAGAGAGGAUGUGCUGUGGUUCAGACCAGUGGAGCUGCGGAGCAAGUGGGGCCGGCGAGGGCACAUAAAGGAGCCUCUGGGGACCCACGGCCACAUGAAAUGCCAGUUUGACGGGCAGCUGAAGUCCCAGGACACGGUGCUGAUGACCCUCUACAAGCGGGUCUUUCCCAAGUGGACGUACGACCCCCACGUGCCAGAACCACGUGGGACGAGCGAAAGCAGCCUGCUUGGCCAGGAGGAGGAAGACAUGGACUAGCAGCCGCCCAGCGCUGCCUACAGCAUUGCCUAUGGCCCCGUUCCUUUGUAUCUAUUUAUUGCAGAGAGAAAUAUUCUUUCCAGGAAA
This is a messenger RNA of Elgaria multicarinata webbii, 2536 nucleotides long. It is a transcript of the gene TSR1, whose product is annotated as TSR1 ribosome maturation factor. The transcript is spliced from 15 exons. Lineage: Eukaryota; Metazoa; Chordata; Lepidosauria; Squamata; Anguidae. Gene Ontology annotation, molecular function: GTPase activity; GTP binding; U3 snoRNA binding. The coding region runs from base 35 to 2449 and encodes 804 amino acids. The record is from RefSeq and is a predicted model, not a curated record. Gene Ontology annotation, biological process: endonucleolytic cleavage of tricistronic rRNA transcript (SSU-rRNA, 5.8S rRNA, LSU-rRNA); ribosome biogenesis; maturation of SSU-rRNA from tricistronic rRNA transcript (SSU-rRNA, 5.8S rRNA, LSU-rRNA). Gene Ontology annotation, cellular component: nucleus; preribosome, small subunit precursor.